Messenger RNA from Mirounga angustirostris (Northern elephant seal), 6073 nucleotides. It is a transcript of the gene IGSF9B, whose product is annotated as immunoglobulin superfamily member 9B. NCBI's taxonomy places the organism in Eukaryota, Metazoa, Chordata, Mammalia, Carnivora, Phocidae. The record is from RefSeq and is a predicted model, not a curated record. The transcript is spliced from 19 exons. Gene Ontology annotation, molecular function: protein binding. Gene Ontology annotation, biological process: cell-cell adhesion. Bases 1 to 4350 code for a protein of 1449 amino acids.
AUGGAGGUCCUUGGACACGGAUGGGCAGGGGGCUGCCUCUUGGGCUGCAAGGGCAAGUUCUCCUUGUCACCCCCCUUUGUGCAUCCCAACUUUGCUGACCCACUAGCUGCCCACGGCCUGAGAGAGGAGCCCGAGUUUGUGACCGCAAGAGCCGGUGAGGCUGUGGUCCUGCGAUGCGACGUGAUUCAUCCGGUGACGGGACAGCCCCCGCCCUAUGUCGUGGAGUGGUUCAAGUUUGGGGUACCCAUCCCUAUCUUCAUCAAGUUUGGCUACUAUCCACCUCAUGUGGACCCUGAGUAUGCAGGCCGGGCAAGUCUUCAUGAUAAAGCAUCCCUGCGGCUGGAGCAGGUUCGCUCUGAGGAUCAGGGCUGGUAUGAGUGCAAAGUGCUCAUGCUGGACCAGCAGUAUGACACCUUUCACAACGGCAGCUGGGUCCAUCUUACCAUCAACGCUCCUCCCACCUUUACAGAAACACCCCCCCAGUACAUUGAGGCCAAGGAGGGUGGCAGUGUUACCAUGACCUGCACAGCUUUUGGGAACCCCAAGCCCAUUGUCACCUGGCUCAAGGAGGGGACACUCCUAGGUGCUAGUGGGAAAUACCAGGUGAGUGAUGGCAGCCUGACGGUGACAUCGGUCAGUAGGGAGGACAGAGGCGCCUACACCUGUCGUGCAUACAGCAUCCAGGGAGAGGCUGUCCAUACCACUCACCUGCUUGUCCAAGGGCCUCCUUUCAUAGUUUCCCCUCCUGAGAACAUCACUGUCAACAUAUCCCAGGAUGCUCUGCUCACCUGCCGGGCAGAGGCGUAUCCCGGCAACCUCACCUACACCUGGUAUUGGCAGGAUGAGAACGUCUACUUCCAGAACGACCUGAAGUUGAGAGUGCGGAUCUUGAUUGAUGGGACCCUGAUCAUCUUCCGGGUGAAGCCUGAGGAUGCGGGGAAGUACACCUGCGUCCCGAGCAACAGCCUGGGGCGCUCCCCCUCUGCCUCAGCGUACUUAACUGUGCAGUACCCAGCCCGUGUCCUCAACAUGCCCCCUGUCAUCUACGUGCCCGUGGGAAUUCACGGCUAUAUCCGAUGCCCUGUGGAUGCAGAGCCACCGGCCACCGUGGUCAAAUGGAACAAGGAUGGCCGCCCCCUGCAGGUCGAGAAGAACCUGGGUUGGACCCUGAUGGAGGAUGGCUCCAUUCGGAUUGAGGAGGCCACAGAGGAGGCUCUUGGCACUUACACCUGUGUGCCUUACAACACCUUGGGGACCAUGGGCCAGUCUGCUCCCGCACGGCUUGUCCUGAAGGACCCCCCGUAUUUUACGGUGCUACCGGGCUGGGAAUAUAGGCAGGAGGCCGGCCGGGAGCUGCUCAUUCCCUGCGCUGCUGCAGGGGACCCUUUCCCUGUCAUCACGUGGAAAAAGGUAGGGAAGCCCAGCAGAAGCAAGCACAAUGCCCUGCCCAGCGGGAGUCUCCAGUUUCGAGCCCUGAGUAAGGAGGACCACGGGGAGUGGGAGUGCAUCGCCACCAACGUGGUCACCAGCAUCACUGCCAGUACCCACCUGACCGUCAUCGGCACCAGCCCCCAUGCCCCGGGCAGUGUCCGGGUCCAGGUCUCCAUGACAACUGCCAACGUGUCCUGGGAGCCAGGCUAUGAUGGAGGAUUCGAGCAGACAUUCUCAGUUUGGAUGAAGCGGGCACAGUUUGGGCCCCACGACUGGCUGUCUUUGCCAGUGCCACCGGGACCCAGCUGGUUUCUAGUGGACGCCCUGGAGCCUGAGACAGCAUACCAGUUCAGCGUCCUGGCCCAGAACAAGCUGGGAACGAGCGCCUUCAGUGAGGUGGUCACUGUGAACACUUUAGCAUUCCCUAUCACAACUCCAGAACCCCUGGUGCUGGUUACCCCACCGAGGUGCCUCACAGCCAACCGGACCCAGCAGGGUGUACUCCUGUCUUGGCUCCCCCCUGCCAAUCACAGCUUUCCCAUUGAUCGCUACAUCAUGGAAUACCGUGUCGGGGAACACUGGGAGAUCUUAGAUAGUGCCAUCCCAGGCACUGAUGGAGAGUUCUUUGCCAAGGAUCUGUCACAGGACACCUGGUACGAAUUCCGGGUUCUGGCCGUCAUGCAGGAUCUGAUCAGCGAGCCCAGCAACAUCGCCGGCGUCUCCAGCACAGACAUCUUCCCACAGCCGGACCUGACUGAUGAGGGGCUAGCUCGGCCUGUGUUGGCUGGAAUCGUAGCUACCAUCUGCUUCCUGGCAGCUGCCGUCCUGUUUAGCACCCUGGCCGCCUGCUUUGUCAACAAGCAGCGCAAGCGUAAGCUCAAGCGCAAAAAAGAUCCUCCACUCUCCAUCACUCACUGCAGAAAGAGCCUAGAGUCUCCCUUGUCAUCUGGCAAGGUGAGCCCCGAGAGCAUCCGCACGCUCCGGGCCCCUUCGGAGUCCUCCGAUGACCAAGGCCAGCCAGCGGCCAAGAGGAUGCUGAGUCCCACCCGGGAGAAGGAGCUGUCAUUGUACAAGAAGACCAAGAGGGCCAUCAGUAGCAAGAAGUACAGCGUGGCCAAGGCCGAGGCCGAGGCCGAGGCCACGACGCCCAUUGAGCUCAUCAGCAGAGGCCCCGAUGGCCGCUUCGUGAUGGAUCCCUCUGAGAUGGAGCCCUCGAUGAAGAGCAGGCGCAUCGAGGGCUUUCCCUUUGCCGAGGAGACGGACAUGUACCCCGAGUUCCGCCAGUCGGACGAGGAGAAUGAAGACCCGCUGGUGCCCACAUCUGUGGCUGCCCUGAAGUCCCAGCUGACCCCUCUGUCAUCUAGCCAGGAGUCCUACCUGCCACCACCAGCAUAUAGCCCUCGGUUCCAGCCCCGUGGGCUGGAGGGCCCCGGCGGCCUGGAAGGUCGGCUCCAGGCCACAGGCCAGGCCAGACCUCCCGCCCCCCGGCCCUUCCACCAUGGCCAGUAUUAUGGGUACCUCAGCAGCAGCAGCCCUGGGGAAGUGGAGCCGCCACCCUUCUACAUGCCAGAAGUGGGCAGCCCCUUGAGCUCAGUCAUGUCCUCCCCACCCCUGCACACUGAGGGGCCUUUCGGCCACCCCACCAUUCCUGAGGAAAACGGAGAGAACGCUUCCAACAGCACGCUGCCCUUGACUCAGACACCCACAGGAGGGCGCUCCCCUGAGCCCUGGGGCCGGCCAGAAUUCCCCUUUGGGGGACUGGAAACCCCGGCCAUGAUGUUUCCCCACCAGCUGCACCCCUGUGAUGUAGCCGAGAGUCUGCAGCCCAAGGCCUGCCUCCCCCGAGGACUGCCCCCCACCUCCCUGCAGGUGCCCGCGGCUUACCCGGGCAUCCUGUCUCUGGAGGCGCCAAAGGGUUGGGCAGGCAAGUCUCCAGGCAGAGGCCCCGUCCCAGUGCCCACCUCCGCUAAGUGGCAGGACAGACCUAUGCAACCUCUGGUGAGCCAAGGGCAGCUAAGACAUACCAGCCAAGGUAUGGGCAUACCCGUGUUGCCUUACCCCGAGCCGGCCGAGCCCGGGGGGCACAGUGGCCCCAGCACAUUUGGCCUGGACACCCGGUGGUAUGAGCCCCAGCCCCGGCCCCGGCCCAGCCCCCGGCAGGCCAGGCGCGCCGAGCCCAGUUUACAUCAAGUGGUGCUACAGCCCUCCCGGCUCUCGCCUCUGACCCAAAGCCCCCUCAGCUCCCGCACCGGCUCCCCUGAGCUUGCCGCCCGGGCCCGGCCUCGCCCGGGCCUCCUGCAGCAAGCGGAGAUGUCGGAGAUCACCCUGCAGCCACCGGCCGCUGUCAGCUUCUCUCGCAAGUCCACGCCAUCCACGGGCUCCCCUUCCCAGAGCAGCCGCAGCGGGAGCCCCAGCUACCGGCCCACCAUGGGCUUCACCACGCUGGCCACAGGCUACCCCUCCUCUCCGCCGGGCCCUGCAGGGCCUGCGGACAACCUGGAUGUGUUUGGACAGACGCCUUCCCCUCGAAGGAUGGGGGAGGAACUGCUCAGACCAGAGCCCCCCCCACCGCCUUUACCUACUUCAGGAACACAUCCACCUGCACCCGAGAAUGCUGCUGUACCUGAGAGGCUGGAGGCUCUGAAAUACCAACGGAUAAAGAAGCCCAAAAAGUCAUCCAAGGGCUCUUCGAAGUCAAAGAAAAGAUCCGACGGUUCUGCCUCCCAGGCUCAGCAGCUUCCAGACUCCCAGGUUCUGUGGCCUGAUGAAGCCGUCUGCCUCCGAAAGAAGAAGAGACAUUCUCGGCCUGACCCCUUUGCCCGCCUCUCAGACCUGUGCCACCGCCAGCUUCCGGAAGACCAGACGGCGAUUCUCAACAGCGUGGAUCACGACGACCCCGGCCACGCCACCUUGCUGUGACGCGGCGCAACUCUAAGUGGUCCCAGAGCAGCAGCUCUGGGCUGAGGGGCGGGGAGGGAGGAUGAGGGUGUGCCAGCAGAGGGGCAGUUUCGGGGGCUGCUCCGACCUUUGUUCUGCUCAUUCUCUCUCCAGCGAGGGUGCAGCCCUCCGAAUCCUGGCCAGCGUGUCUCGCUUUGGGGACAGCGGGUCAGUGGCAGACCUGUAGGUAGAGAUCAGGAAGUGAACUGGGGACAGGGAUCUGCCUCCUCCCCACCUCUCCCCUCUUCACUGGCUUGAUUUUUCUGACCUCUUCAAAUACCUUUGGAAGUGAAGAAGGGGAAAACAAUGGCUUUUACUGCUCUCUGCUUCUGUUUCAGUUUUUCAAGUCCUGCAAGAGGGCUAGACUGCCCAUCCCAUCUUCCAAAUCUACAUAUAUAUAGAUAUAGAUACAAAUGCAUAUGUAUGUAGUUUGUGGGUUUCUCUAUGUAUAUAUAUAUGUACAUUGAAGCAAAGUGCUGUUUAUUUUUGUGGUCAGUGAAGGAAGGAGGACGAGGGCAGCAGACUUGAGGGGUUUGUAAGGAGGACCGGCAGAGAGCCGGCUGGGCGUCCUGAUGUCUGUCCUGGGUGUUAUUCCUCCUGAAACAGGAUUCAUGCCUUCUCAGCUGAACUCACUUCGUCUCUCUACCCUCUCCCAUCCAGAGCAGAAAUGGGGCUUGCCAUGACUGCCGGCUGCCUGCUUUGGGGGGUUCAGUGAUGAGUUACCACAGAACUAAACACAAGCCUUUAUUUCUUGGUUCCUGGGUGAAGAGAGGGUGGCCAGCAAAGGGCCAGACUGGUAUCUUUCUUUCUUCCACAGUUUGGCUCAUGCUACGGCAGUCGAAGCUGCUUAGCAGUGGGGCCAAGAGGCAGGUCCUGAUGCACAAACUCGAGCUCAUCUGUCAGUAGUCCCUCUUAGUCCAGCCAGGGACAGGAGCCCUGCGGCCAAAGGGCCUCCCGUUCUGGAGCGAUCUGUGCUGAGCACCAAGCUGCCGCGGCUCUAUUUAUAUCCUGCCUCUGGCUCGGCACCCUCCAGAGGACUGUUCCAAAGGCGCUGAUUGGAUUCCUCCUUUCCUUUUGUGGGAGCUAAUUCCCCAGAUUGAUUAAUUGCCACUUGUGGGGAGCCUGCCUGUGGCUGGCUCCUUUCCAUCUCUCCACGUGUUGCCUGCAGACUCUUCUUUGCCCUGGGCCCUCCUCCAUCCCGUGGACCCAAGCUCUAACAGGAUGGGAUCAGAGGAAGCGAGGGUGCCCCCGGUUUCCAGGCUCUGGGGGCACUCUGGAUCCCCUCUGUCCUCCCCAGUUUUACUUAUGUGAAACUGGCUGAGGUGAGGGGGCUGGUGAAGAUAGAAGGGGUGGUAGGUGGGGGCCUGGGCUCUGAUCCUUUUUCUGCCAAAAUCUUGUCCUAAUUCGAACUCUUAGCACCCAGAAGCUUCUGUGAGGUUGUCUUUAAGUGACUAAAGAUGCAUCUCUCUCUUCCAGUGAGAUAAUGAUGCUGCCCAAGAGUAGGGCAGAAGGUCCUGAAGACGGAUGGGGGUGCCCCUGCUCUUUCCCCUCUUCUUCUGCAGGAGCCUACCCUCUGGCUGCCUGGGAAGAAAGGUGGCUAUCAGGUUCCUUGAAGUAUUUCCUUCUCGGUGCUGUUGUCUUGGCGGGUUUGGGGACAUCUACCUCCCCCCAGUUGCAUGCUUGGAAGUUGUCCAAGUCAAAGCAC